Messenger RNA from Dufourea novaeangliae, 3030 nucleotides. It is a transcript of the gene Osbp, whose product is annotated as oxysterol-binding protein 1. The transcript is spliced from 11 exons. NCBI's taxonomy places the organism in Eukaryota, Metazoa, Arthropoda, Insecta, Hymenoptera, Halictidae. Gene Ontology annotation, cellular component: membrane; intracellular membrane-bounded organelle; cytosol. The record is from RefSeq and is a predicted model, not a curated record. Bases 284 to 2668 code for a protein of 794 amino acids. Gene Ontology annotation, molecular function: sterol binding.
GAAGGAUCCAUAUUUGUUUCUCCGAAUUGCUUCGAAUGUUGUGUUCUUGAGACACACUCCUAAAUCGAUUUAUUGGUAUCGCUUCUUGUCUUAUUACCAAUUGUUACAAACUGACAGACCAGUGUGUAUAAGUAGAAUUUCGAUCUCAUAGUGAACAAGUUCGUGGACUCGAGGAAUAUCAAAAUGGUGGCGGUACGACACGGGUGAUGUGUGCGCAGAUAUUGGAGUGUAUUAUAAUUUCAGGAGAAACGCGUACGCGUGUGAGCACGCAACGUAUUGUAAAAUGGGAGAUCCGAAGGCUCAGCACGGCAUGCAGGAGAUGAAAGGAUGGCUAUUUAAAUGGACUAAUUAUUUAAAAGGUUACCAGCGAAGAUGGUUCGUCCUGUCAAAUGGCCUGCUGUCGUAUUACAGGGCUGAACCAACAGGGGGGCCAAAGAUAUCAACACGACGCAAGCGGAAGGCUGGCAGAGCCUCCGAAAACCCAGCCGAGAUGUCUCACACGUGCCGUGGCACGAUAUCCUUGCACGGUGCCUUAAUACACACCGUAGACGCUUGUACGUUCGUUGUGAGCAAUGGUGGUACGCAAACCUUCCAUAUCAAGGCGGCGACGGAAGUGGAGCGUCAACAGUGGGUCACGGCCCUCGAGUUGGCCAAGGCCAAGGCUAUUCAAGCCAUGGAAUCUGAAGAGGAGGAGGAGUUCCAGGACAAUGAUAAUCAGAAGCCAGAGCAAGUUUCAGUGAUAAAGGAUCUGUCCCAACGCUUGGAAGACUUGCAGGCUUGUAAUGAUUUAAUCAACAAGAAAGGUGCGAUGCUUCAACGAGCUUUGAAUGAGCUUGAAGCCCUUGAACCUCCGACACCGGAAUUAGCGGCAAAAAUAAAAACGGUCAGCGAACGAGCCGCACUCUUUCGUAUUGCGGCCGGUGCAAUGGUUAAUACAAGCAAUGAGUAUUUGCAACUAGCGCAACAACAAGAACCGAAGUGGAAGAAGAUGCUGCAACAUGAACGUGAUCAGAAGGUGCGGAUAGAAAAAAUGGUUGAACAGCUGGCAAGGCAGCACUCUCAUCUGGAAGAAGCUGCACAGCAUGCAAUCCCUUCGGCGGUUCCGGCAGGGGGGCACAGACCUUCGCAUACAACAGUUACAACUUCUCCAUCUGAGGACGAGGAGGAUAACGCUGAGUUCUAUGAUGCCCAAGAAUCGGACACUUUUACCUUAAGUAUUCCAGGUGUAGCUACAAGCAAUUCUAGAGAUCGGACUGAUUCUCAGGGUAGUGAUGAUGGCUCUAGUUCUGAAGGAGAUCAAACACCAUUGCCUCUGUCAGAAAACACUGGUGCAAAUUCCUUUCUUAUUGUGACCAAUUCUACAGUAGUACAAACUCCUACCACUGCUGAAACUACUGACACUCUGGAUAAUACAAAUUGGCAAACCAACAAUGGCAGCAGUGGCAGCACCGGGGUGACAGGUUCUAAAAAGAAACGUAGGACUAGAGUACCCGAGAAGCCAAAUUAUCCAUUAAACUUAUGGAGUAUCAUGAAAAAUUGUAUUGGCAAAGAUUUAUCGAAAAUUCCAAUGCCGGUUAAUUUCUCUGAGCCACUUAGUAUGCUUCAACGGCUUACUGAAGAUUAUGAAUAUGCAGAUAUUCUUGACAGGGCAGCAGAGUGUACAGAUAGCUACGAGCAAAUGGCUUAUGUGGCUGCAUUUACUAUAUCCAGCUAUUCCACAACUGCUAGCAGAACAGGCAAACCUUUCAAUCCAUUGUUAGGUGAAACGUAUGAAUGUGAUCGCGUCGAAGAUUUAGGCUGGAGAGCAAUUUCAGAGCAAGUAUCUCAUCACCCUCCUAUGUUAGCACAACAUUGCGAAGGCAGAAAGUGGCGUUGUUGGCAAGAAUUUACCAUGGCAUCUAAGUUCCGUGGAAAAUAUCUUCAAGUAAUACCAUUGGGAACUGCUCACCUUGAAAUGGAGGGUGGUAUGCAACAUUAUACGUGGCGGAAAGUCACAACUACUGUACACAAUAUUAUAGUAGGAAAAUUGUGGGUCGAUCAAAGCGGCGAUACAGAUAUUAUCAAUCACAAAGAAGGUAUAAAGUGCCAUUUGAAGUAUACGCCGUAUUCGUACUUCUCGCGGGAUAGUCAACGUAAAGUAAAGGGGAUAGUUAUGAAUUCAAAUAAUGAAGUAAAAUGGGUAGUGCAAGGCACAUGGGACUCAAAAAUAGAAAUUGCUCCUGUGAUUAGUACGUCUGGUACACCAGACAAUCCAGUGUAUAAAACAGGUCCUUACAUACUUGCUUGGAAGCGUCGUAUGCCACCUGAAGAUUGUGAAAAGUAUUAUAAUUUCACGGAAUUAGCUUGUCAACUUAACGAACCGGAAGAUGGCAUAGCUCCUACCGAUUCUCGAUUUAGACCUGAUCAGAGAUUGAUGGAAAACGGCCAAUGGGACGAAGCAAACGCAGAAAAACUUCGAUUAGAGGAAAAGCAGAGGGCUGCUCGACGCUCUCGGGAACACGAUGUUGAAAAAGCAACUGCUCAAGGUUUACCGUACGAAACUUAUGAACCGCUGUGGUUCAAAAAAGAGCAGGAUCCGUACACAAACAGUCUAUGUUAUGUGUACGGUGGCGAAUAUUGGGAAUGUAAAACUAAAGGUGAUUGGUCACGGUGUCCAAACAUAUUUUAGCUUAUAAUAUAAUUAUAUCAAUCAAUGAUGUGACCGCCAAUAUACAGUACGGAAAUGUUUGGAUUUGUUUAAAGUGAAAAUAGUUGAUAUUAGAAAUCACUUUCGUGGAGAUUAUUGUUUCUGAGAAAUGCUGACGCGAUAGUGGGGUUGCUAGGGGUUACGGUACAGUCAUUACUUCUUCCAUGGAACUCAUCAAAUGUCGGCAUUUUGAUACAUCAGAUGAGCGUUUUGUAGUAUAUCUUGCCUCCGUUGUUUCACACGUUUUUCUGUCUAUAUCACCACUGCAUCCCUCUCAUUCAUCCACUUUUCUAAACAACCAUCAUUGUAAUGAAUCCACAAGGCCCAAAUAAUGCUUUUGCAUA